Molecule: messenger RNA, 3129 nt
Organism: Felis catus (domestic cat)
Lineage: Eukaryota; Metazoa; Chordata; Mammalia; Carnivora; Felidae
Gene: ZNF283
Product: zinc finger protein 283
Exons: 5
Coding region: 1202-2998 (598 amino acids)
Biological process (GO): negative regulation of transcription by RNA polymerase II
Molecular function (GO): DNA-binding transcription repressor activity, RNA polymerase II-specific; RNA polymerase II cis-regulatory region sequence-specific DNA binding
Source: RefSeq, a predicted model, not a curated record
CUUCUUCCGGGCGGGGUGAGGUUGCCCGCGGAGAGCUCUUUGGAUGGCCCGGUUCUCGCCCUCCGAGGACUUGCCGUCUCUUAUUUCCCAUAAGCCUGUGGGUCCGUUUCCGGUGUCCUGAAGGUUCUCGGGCUCCGCGCGGUGAGUUGCCCGCGUCGGAGGAAGUAGUCAGCGCCGGGUCAGAAGCCGCAGCCAGUGUGGGGGUGACUUCGGGAAGCGCCCGAGGUGAGGAGGCCCGGCUAGCGGACUGGGUGUGUCGCGUUCGGAGCCUCCAGCCUGUGUGUGCGCUGGCGGCUGAGCAGGAUGGUGCGUGACAGGGCCGGGGUGUGCCUCCGUGAUGGUGUAUGCGAUUGGGAAUGUGUGCCCGGGUGAUGGGGUGCGUGGCCUUGUGGUUUUGCUUUGGCUGUGUGCUCUGGGUUCCCUCUAGACUUUCUUUGGGCCUGCCAAAGUUAAAUGCCCGCAAGAGAAGGGGUCCUACCCUAAGCCCUAGAGGGAACGUUUCACGCCAAGAAGGCAGAGGGCUAGUCUUGGGAUGAGAAUCGUACAUCCGGAAGUGUCCUCGUGACACGCUUCUAGGAAGGCGUGAUGGGGGAGGCCCCAGAGGUAAGGUUCGUAGAAGGGGCGCGCGUCUCGGGGCUCCUUGGGAGCCAGCUACAUGUUUCAGAGCAGCCAGACCUUCGUGCCCAGCAGCUGCUGUCAGCUCAGAGACAGAUUGCAACCUUCCUUCCUUUCAAUUCCGUUGCGUUUUGUGUGGCUGAAGGUGAAUACGGCUCUAGGCGGUGUUUCGGUUUUCCUUUUUUGUUUUUUGGUUUUAGUUAGGUCUGUGCUCCAAGAAAUGCUGGUGUCUCAUGAGUCUUUCGGUGUCCCCCUCCCGCACCCCCACCUGCACUCCCCCCUGCUGCCGGGUUUCUAAGAAGGAUCCUGAGGAGGAGGGAAGAAUUGUUGCAUAUUUUGAAGUCAAGGAUCAGGCUCUGACUUUUCUGGAUUCUGUGCUUCACCAAUAGAGGAACCCCAUGGAUUAUUAAUUAGUUCUUGCAAUUCUAGAACCAUGACUGAUGUUAAGGUGCUGAUUGGCUGGCAUCUAGGAAAGAAGCCAGUCAGGAUACAAUGCCCUUAGACAGCUGGAUGGUCACCCAAGAGAACAAUUUCAGUUGCUUGUGCCUUCUCUGGAAGAGCUUUGGUGUUUACCUAGGACAUAUCCAUGGGCUUGGUGACUUUCAGGGAUGUGGCCAUCGACUUCUCUCAGGAGGAGUGGGAGUGCCUGGACCCUGCUCAGAGGGACUUGUACGUGGAUGUGAUGUUGGAGAACUAUAGUAACUUGGUCUCAUUGGAUUUGGAGUCAACAUAUGCAACCAAAAAUAAAAUUUCAGAAAAAGACAUUUUUGAAAUACAUUUUUCCCAAUGGGAGAGGACGGAAAGAAGUAAAACUCUUGGCCUUGAGGCAUUCAUUUUCAAAAAUAAUUCUAAGUGCAAAAGCAAAUUGGAGGGACUACAGGGACAUCAAGAGGCAUACUUUAGUCAAAUGAUAAUUAGCUAUGAAAAAAUGCCCACUUACAGAAAAAGCAAAUCUUUUAGUGCACAUCAAAGAAUUCAUAAUAGAGAGAAACGCUAUAUUUGUAAGGAAUGUGGGAAGGCUUGUAGUCACGGGUCAAAACUUGUUCAACAUGAGAGAACUCAUACGACUGAAAAACACUUUGAAUGUAGUGAAUGUGGGAAGGACUUUUUUAGUGCCUAUCAACUUACUGUGCAUCAGAGAUUCCAUACUGGUGAGAAACCCUACGAAUGUAAGGAAUGUGGGAAGACCUUUAGUUGGGGAUCUAGUCUUGUUAAACAUGAACGAAUCCAUACUGGUGAGAAACCCUAUGAAUGUAAAGAAUGUGGGAAGGCUUUCAGUCGUGGCUACCACCUCACUCAACAUCAGAAAAUUCAUAUUGGUGUGAAAUCUUACAAAUGUAAGGAAUGUGGGAAGGCCUUUUUUUGGGGCUCAAGCCUUGCUAAACAUGAGAUAAUUCAUACAGGUGAGAAACCUUAUAAAUGUAAAGAAUGUGGGAAGGCCUUCAGUCGUGGUUAUCAACUUACUCAGCAUCAGAAAAUUCAUACUGGCAAGAAGCCUUAUGAAUGUAAAGUAUGUGGAAAGGCUUUUUGUUGGGGCUAUCAACUUACUCGACAUCAGGUAUUUCAUACUGGCAAGAAACCCUAUGAAUGUAAGGAAUGUGGGAAGACCUUUAAUUGUGGCUCAAGUCUUAUUCAACAUGAGAGAAUCCAUACUGGCGAGAAACCUUAUGGAUGUAAAGAAUGUGGGAAGGCCUUCAGUCGUGGCUAUCACCUCACUCAACAUCAGAAAAUCCAUACUGGUGAAAAACCUUUUGAAUGUAAGGAAUGUGGGAAGGCUUUUAGUUGGGGUUCAAGCCUUGUUAAACAUGAGAGAAUCCAUACUGGUGAGAAGUCCUAUGAAUGUAAAGAAUGUGGGAAGGCCUUUGGUAGUAGCUAUCAACUUACUCGACAUCAGAUAUUUCAUACUGGUGAGAAGCCCUAUGAAUGUAAGGAAUGUGGGAAGACCUUUAAUUGUGGCUCAAGUCUUGUUCAACAUGAGAGAAUCCAUACUGGAGAGAAACCUUAUGAAUGUAAAGAAUGUGGGAAGGCUUUCAGUCGUGGCUAUCACCUUACGCAACAUCAGAAAAUCCAUACUGGUGAGAAGCCUUUUAAGUGUAAGGAAUGUGGGAAGGCCUUUAGUUGGGCUUCAAGCCUUGUUAAACAUGAGAGAAUCCAUACUGGUGAGAAGUCCUAUGAAUGUAAGCAAUGUGGGAAGGCCUUUGGUAGUGGCUAUCAACUUACUGUUCAUCAGAGAUUUCAUGCUGGUGAGAACCCUUAUCAAUGUAAGGAAUUUGGGAAGACCUUUGUUCAUGGCUCAAACCUUGUUCAACAUGAGAGAACUCAUAGUAAUGAUAAACCUUAUGAAUAUAAAGAAUGUGGGGAAGCCUUUAUAUGGACAACUUAAAUGAGACAAUUGAUACUGAUGAAACUUUAUGAUUGAAGAGAUGUGAACACAUUUUUUAUGUGUACGAACAAUACAAGGAGAAUCUUACUCUUGAGAAAACUUAUAAAUGUAGCGAAUGUGUAAAACCCUUA